Molecule: messenger RNA, 2015 nt
Organism: Dipodomys ordii (Ord's kangaroo rat)
Lineage: Eukaryota; Metazoa; Chordata; Mammalia; Rodentia; Heteromyidae
Gene: Adarb1
Product: adenosine deaminase, RNA-specific, B1
Exons: 9
Coding region: 39-2015 (658 amino acids)
Biological process (GO): adenosine to inosine editing; RNA processing
Cellular component (GO): cytoplasm; nucleolus
Molecular function (GO): double-stranded RNA binding; tRNA-specific adenosine deaminase activity; double-stranded RNA adenosine deaminase activity
Source: RefSeq, a predicted model, not a curated record
GCAGCCUCCGCCAGUCAAGUCCUCAGAAGUACUUUGCCAUGGACGUAGACGAUGAAGAGAACAUGAGUUCCAGCAGCACUGAUGUUAAGGAAAACCGCAAUCGGGACAACGUGCCCCCCAGGGACAGCAGUGCACCCGGUCCUGGCGAGGGCACACAGCUCUCCAACGGGGGUAGCGGCAGCACCAGCCGGAAGCGGUCCCUGGAGGAGGGCAGCAAUGGCCACUCCAAGUACCGCCUGAAGAAGCGGAGGAAAACUCCUGGGCCUGUGCUGCCCAAGAACGCCUUGAUGCAGCUGAAUGAGAUCAAGCCUGGCUUACAGUACAUGCUGCUGUCUCAGACAGGGCCUGUGCACGCCCCGCUGUUUGUCAUGUCCGUGGAGGUGAAUGGCCAGGUGUUUGAGGGGUCUGGCCCCACAAAGAAGAAGGCAAAACUCCACGCUGCCGAGAAGGCCUUGAGGUCUUUUGUUCAGUUUCCUAAUGCCUCCGAGGCCCACCUGGCCAUGGGCAGGACCCUGACUGUGAACGCCGACUUCACGUCUGACCAGGCCGACUUCCCCGACACGCUCUUCAACGGCUUUGAGACGCCGGACAAGUCAGAGCCGCCCUUCUAUGUGGGUUCCAACGGAGAUGACUCUUUCAGCUCCAGUGGGGACCUCAGCCUGUCGGCGUCCCCAGUGCCUGCCAGCCUCGCCCAGCCCCCCCUGCCCAUCCCCCCUCCGUUCCCACCCCCGAGUGGGAAGAACCCCGUGAUGAUCUUGAAUGAGCUGCGCCCAGGGCUCAAAUACGACUUCCUCUCCGAGAGUGGGGAGAGCCACGCCAAGAGCUUCGUCAUGUCCGUGGUCGUGGACGGUCAGUUCUUCGAAGGCUCUGGGAGAAACAAGAAGCUCGCCAAGGCCCGGGCCGCCCAGUCUGCCCUGGCCACUAUCUUCAAUAUGCACUUGGACCAGACACCGUCUCGCCAGCCUGUCCCCAGCGAAGGGCUCCAGUUGCACUUGCCGCAGGUGUUGGCAGAUGCUGUCUCACGCCUGGUGCUGGGUAAGUUUGGUGACCUGACAGAAAACUUCUCCUCACCUCACGCACGCAGGAAAGUGCUUGCUGGAGUGGUCAUGACCACAGGCACAGACGUCAAAGACGCCAAAGUGAUAAGUGUUUCAACAGGGACAAAGUGUAUCAACGGUGAAUACAUGAGUGACCGUGGCCUCGCGCUGAAUGACUGCCACGCAGAGAUAAUCUCCCGGCGGUCCCUGCUCAGGUUCCUCUAUGCACAACUUGACCUUUACUUAAAUAGCAAGGAUGAUCAGAAAAGGUCCAUCUUUCAGAAGUCGGAGCGAGGUGGAUUCCGCCUGAAGGACACCGUGCAGUUCCAUCUAUACAUCAGCACGUCACCAUGCGGGGACGCCAGAAUCUUCUCUCCCCACGAGCCAGUGCUAGAGGAGCCAGCAGACAGACAUCCAAAUCGUAAAGCAAGGGGACAACUACGGACCAAAAUUGAGUCUGGAGAGGGGACAAUCCCUGUGCGCUCCAACGCCAGCAUCCAGACCUGGGAUGGGGUGCUGCAGGGUGAAAGGCUGCUCACCAUGUCCUGUAGUGACAAGAUAGCUCGGAUGCCAGCCUUUGGAAGACUCACCCAAACCAUGCCCACACUGCCUCUGCUUGGCAUCAGCAAUGCCGAGGCUCGGCAGCCGGGGAAGGCGCCUAACUUCAGUGUCAACUGGACCGUGGGUGACUCCGCCAUUGAGGUCAUCAACGCCACAACUGGGAAGGACGAGCUGGGCCGGCCGUCACGCCUGUGUAAGCACGCGUUGUACUGUCGCUGGAUGCGUGUGCACGGCAAGGUCCCCCCAUACUUGCUCCGCACCAAGAUCCUGAAGCCCACCACCUACCACGAGUCGAAGCUGGCGGCAAAGGAGUACCAGGCUGCCAAAGCGCGCUUGCUUACGGCCUUCAUCAAAGCGGGGCUGGGCGCCUGGGUGGAGAAGCCCACGGAACAGGACCAGUUCUCUCUCACGCCCUGA